CUUCUGGGGCACCUACCGGCCGCACGUCUACUUCGGCAUGAAGACUCGCAGCGCCCGGCCCCUGCUCGCCGGACUGAUGUGGGCGCUGCAGGGCGCCGCCCCGGGGACCCUCCGGCUCAGGCACACGUGCGAGCAGGGAGACGGCGUGGGCCCCUACGGCUGGGAGUUGCACGACGGCCUCUCCUUCGGGCGGCAGCACAUCCGAGACGGGGCUCUGAGGCUCACCACCGAGUUCGUCAAGAGGCCCGGGGGUCAGCACGGCGGGGACUGGAGCUGGAGAGUGACGGUAGAGCCGCAGGCCUCUCGGAAUUCUUCCCUCCCUCUGGUCUCCCUGUUCUUCUACGUGGUGACAGACGGCCAGGAAGCCCUGCAGCCAGAGGCUGGGGCUCCUGGACAGGUGAAGUACAUUAGUGGGCACAGCAGUGAGCUUGGUGACUUCCGCUUCCAGCUUCUGGCACCAACCAGUCCCGGGAAAUCUACUCCCAAGCACAGCAGCUACAAUGUCUUCUGGUCCUCCAACCCAGGACUCCCAUUGCUGACAGAGAUGGUCGAGAGUCACCUUAAUCAGUGGUUUCAGCACCGGCCUCCAGGGGCCUCCCCUGAACGCUACCUUGGCCUGCCAGGAUCACUGAAAUGGAGCGACAGGGGUUCCCAUGGGCCAGAACUGGGGCAAGGGCAGUUCUUGAUCCAGCAGGUGACAUUGAAGGCCCCCCUUUCUGUGGAGUUUGUGUUUGAGUCUGGCAGUGCCCGGGCAGGAAGCAGCCAGUCCCCGGCACAGCUGGCAGGUGACCACCUGACUCAGGCCCUGGAGGACCGCGCAAACGCCUUCCGGGAGCGCUUUGACAGGACCUUUCAGCUGCAGGAGAAGGGCCUCAGCCCCGAGGAGCAGGCCUUGGGCCGGGCUGCCCUCAGCGGCCUCCUGGGUGGGAUCGGCUACUUCUACGGACAAGGCCUGGUGCUGCCCACCAUGGGAGCUGAGGGCUCUGAACAGAAGGCAGACCCGGCCCUUUUCCCACCAGCCCCUCUGUUUACUGCUGUGCCCUCCCGCUCCUUCUUCCCACGCGGCUUUCUGUGGGAUGAGGGUUUCCACCAGCUGCUAGUGCAGCGUUGGGAGCCACGGCUCACGCGGGAGGCCCUGGGCCACUGGCUGGGGCUGCUCAAUGCUGAUGGCUGGAUCGGGCGAGAGCAGGUGCUAGGGGAUGAGGCCCGGGCACGGGUGCCCCCAGAAUUCCUGGUGCAACAGGUGGCCCACGCCAACCCCCCAACCCUGCUUCUACCUGUAGCCCACAUGCUGGAGCGAGGUGACCCGGAUGACCUUGCCUUCCUCCGAAGGGCCUUCCCACGGCUGCGGGCCUGGUUCUCCUGGCUCCAUGAGACCCAGGCAGGGCCAGUCCCACUCUCUUACCGCUGGCGGGGCAGGGACCCCGCCUUGCCAACACUGCUGAACCCCAAGACGCUGCCCUCGGGACUAGAUGAUUAUCCCCGGGCUUCACACCCUUCAGCCAGUGAGCGGCACCUGGACCUGCGGUGCUGGAUGGCGCUGGGUGCCCAGGUCCUAGCGCGACUGGCAGAGCAGCUGGGAGAGACAGAGGCAGCAGCUGAGCUGGGACCACUGGCCAGGAUGUUGACGGCUGAGGAGAGCUUGAAGGAGCUACACUGGGCCCCUGAGUUGGGUGUCUUUGCUGACUUUGGGAACCACACCAAGGCAGUGCAGCUGAGGCCCCGGCCCCCCCAGGGGCUUGUGCGUGUGGUGGGCAGGCCUCAUCCUCGUCUGCAGUUUGUGGAUGCCUUGGGCUACGUCAGUAUUUUCCCCUUCCUCCUUCGACUUCUGGGUCCUGAGUCACCCUAUCUUGGGCCUCUGCUGGACGUUCUUGCCGACAGUCGCCAUCUCUGGAGCCCUUUCGGCUUGCGCUCCAUGGCCGCCUCCAGCCCCUUUUACGGGCAGCCCAAUUCUGAGCAUGACCCGCCCUACUGGCGGGGCGCCGUGUGGCUCAAUAUCAACUACCUGGCCUUGGGUGCUCUGCAGCACUAUGGGCACCUGGCGGGCCCCCACCAGGCCCAGGCCACUAAGCUGCACCGUAAGCUCCGGGCCAAUGUGGUGGGCAACGUGUGGCGGCAGUACCAGGCUACAGGGUUCCUGUGGGAGCAGUACAGUGACCGGGACGGGCGAGGCAUGGGCUGUCGGCCUUUUGAGGGCUGGACCAGCCUAGUCCUGCUGGCCAUGGCUGAAGACUACUGACAAGGGGAGGAGUCAGGCCUGUCUCCCUCUGACUGAAGAGACAAGGCCACCCUGUGGCCACCCCCCCACACCAGGGCUUCAACCCUCCUUUCAUCUCAGGUGUCUCCACCUCAUCCCAUUAGCCCUGGGGUGAAUGUGAAUCAGAGUCUAUUUUUUAAAUAAAUGGGGAAACUAUCUCAGACAA
This is a messenger RNA of Suncus etruscus (white-toothed pygmy shrew), 2423 nucleotides long. It is a transcript of the gene MOGS, whose product is annotated as mannosyl-oligosaccharide glucosidase. The record is from RefSeq and is a predicted model, not a curated record. Gene Ontology annotation, cellular component: endoplasmic reticulum membrane. NCBI's taxonomy places the organism in Eukaryota, Metazoa, Chordata, Mammalia, Eulipotyphla, Soricidae. Gene Ontology annotation, biological process: oligosaccharide metabolic process; protein N-linked glycosylation. Bases 38 to 2239 code for a protein of 733 amino acids. The transcript is spliced from 4 exons. Gene Ontology annotation, molecular function: Glc3Man9GlcNAc2 oligosaccharide glucosidase activity.